Silurus meridionalis is the source of this 4705-nucleotide messenger RNA. It is a transcript of the gene cabp5b, whose product is annotated as calcium binding protein 5b. Bases 191 to 739 code for a protein of 182 amino acids. The transcript is spliced from 7 exons. The record is from RefSeq and is a predicted model, not a curated record. Gene Ontology annotation, molecular function: calcium ion binding. Lineage: Eukaryota; Metazoa; Chordata; Actinopteri; Siluriformes; Siluridae.
CUUUCUCUCACUCUUUCUUUACUGCUAGCAGAAAGACGAAGAACAUCUGAACUUUUGCUGUUUAAUCAUCUGCAAAGCGAAUAAGUUGAAGAAUUCUUUGCGGGAAUAGAGCGAGGUUGUGAUGAGAGAGAGGAUUGCAGGCCAAUUAAAAAAAAAUAACAAACCCACUUGAAGACUGCAAUAGUCAUACAUGUUCACACAAUCCAUGUCUCAUGGCCCGGGGGGGUCAGGUGUGCUUCUUGGCCCAGCCUGCAUCUUUCUGAGAGGGAAGAACAUUGAGCGGAAACUUGUAGCUGAAGAGAUAGAAGAGUUGCGACAGGCCUUUAUCGAGUUUGAUAAGGAUAAAGAUGGGUUCAUCAGCUGUAAAGACUUGGGCAACUUGAUGCGGACCAUGGGAUACAUGCCCACAGAAAUGGAACUGAUCGAGCUCAGCCAGAACAUCAACAUGAACCUUGGAGGCCAAGUAGACUUUGAGGAUUUUGUGGAACUCAUGACUCCUAAACUCUUAGAAGAGACAGCUGGAAUGAUUAGCCUAAAGGAGCUAAAGGAAGCAUUUCGAGAGUUUGACAUGGACGGUGAUGGCGUCAUCACUAUUGAUGAGCUGAGGCAUGCGAUGAAGAAACUGCUUGGGGAAAACACCAACAGGAAGGAGAUUGAAGCUGUGGUCAGGGAAGCUGACAAUAAUGGAGAUGGAACAGUGGAUUUUGAAGAAUUUGUCCAAAUGAUGUCACAACAUUAAAAAAAGAAGAAACCGAAGAGGAUUUGAAGAGGUUAAACAGAAUAGACAAAAAACAGCAACGCAAACAUUGAACAAGUAGCAUUGAUUAUCUUGGCCUAAUUUAUCAAACUGGGCAUGAAUGGAUUUAAUUAUAAAUCAUCCAUGUGAGGAAAUUAGAUAUUCAUAAAAAUCCCAACAAUUUUAAAUACAUAUUCAAAUUGGAUCUGCAGUCAUAUCCUAAUUAAACUUAUAAAUUGUAUGGAUUACUACACUUUUGUAUGUUUUUAUGUUUUUAGUAUAUAUUAAAUAUACUGCAGUUUAAAUUAGGGGAAAAAAGCCUUAAUCAAACAAUUAGGUUACUGUUUAUUAUGUAGAUGUAUGUGCUGACAGGCCUUUCUGUCUAAACAAAGCUAUAAGCCUCAGCUUAUUAUUAUUAAUAUUCCAUAUUAUUGAAAAAAUUUAUUGGCAUAGAAAGGAGUCCAAAUAACAUACACAUUUUUUCCAGUCUUUAAUUUCAUUUUAUUCAGUUUGUGGAGCUCUGGGUGUGCAAGUAAAUAAGAUGAAAAGGUGUUUCUUUUAAAAAUGAAUAAGAAUAUGUUUAUUUUAAUGUGGCUUUUACAAACUUUUGCACACGACUUCUCUAGAACUGCACACCUGAAUGGGUUUAUAUAAGUGAGCUUUUUAACAUACUAGGAUAUUUUAUCAGUAUAUUAUAUAUUUUAUGUCUCAAAAAAUUUUGAGGUUGCACUUAUUUUCUAAGCAAUUGAAUUUUUUUUUUAUUAUACCUAUGGGCCUCUGUGUGUAUGUGUAUCUAUGUGUGUGUGUGUGUGUGUGUGUGUGUGUGUGUGUGUGUGUGUGUGUGUGUGUGUGUGUGCACUCUGAUGGCUACUGGUUGGGUGUUUAGUAAAUCCCUGCCUUCCAUCCACAUGCCAGAUUUGUCUUUUUUUUUUUUUUGCAUUCACACAUACAUCUGCCAUUUUAUAUUUUACUUGAGCAGAAAACAUUCAAAUUUUCCUUGAAUGAAAUUUGGGUGCAAAGACUACAUCACCAGGAUGAACUGAAUUACCAGAAACAAGACAAACCUAAAGAUCCUAAAUGAAGGCAAAAUAAAUAGAUGCAAUGUCUACUAAUAAAAUAGAACAUUCUAUAUUAAGUUGAAGCAUUCAUCCUGAUUUGGAGGGAUUAAGCACCCACUCCCUUCCACUGAAUGAAUUACUUCUUUGGUGGAUAAACCUGAAAUGUUAGCUGACAGCUGUGCACCCUUGAGUGUUUUGCACGAAUUAGGAUAAAUCCAUAAUUUUAACAAAUCCCAUUCUGUUUCAGGAAGCAUGUGAAUCCACAACGACAGUAGUGGAGGUCAGUUGUGGGACUCAGCGUCUAACAGCUAGUCUGAGAAUCCUGUUCGCGUUGAUCUGGACAUUAAGCAGACAGGCUAUAAGCAAUAAAUGCUCCUCAAAAUCUACCUACAUGCAUUUUGAAAUAGUAGUGAUUCUUAAUGUGUUAUAGUGCAAAAGAUUUUAAUUUAGAAAAACAGUUUUUUGUUUUAGCACACGAAACAAAGAAAAUUAUAUCACAACGUGAAUUUGGACUACAUUAAACUGUUAAUAAAUUCAAGAUUUUAGACGAGAAUAAACUUUGUUUCUCCAAACAUUUAACUUAAGUUCUCCAGGCUUAUAGCUACUCUAUAAAGCCAAAGGCUUGUGGACACCUGAACAUCACUACCAUGUAAUUUUUUCACCAACUGUUGCCACACAGUUAGAAGAAUAUAACUGUACAGGAUGUUUUUUCCAUUGACUCAAACUAUCAGACUUAAACCUGUUACAAUAUGACAAUGUCCAUAUUUACAAAGCAAUCUCCUUGAAGAAACGGUUUGCCAAAAGUUGUCGAAAAUCCUUACACGUUUUUACACAGAGCCCUGACCUCCUCCCUACAAAACACAAGCAAUAAAGUAAAAAAAAAAUAAUAAUUUUGGCAAUAAAGAUGUAUCUAACUAAGGUCAGUACCAGACACCUGGGAGCUGCACAAAGCACCACAGAUAUCAAGUUAAUCUAUUAACUAUCUAUCUAUCCUUUUCUGUCAGUACAAUAUACUCAUAUUUCUUCUUAAACGUACCGUUUUAAGCACCUCCAAAGUGGAGCAACUGUUAGUGACUCAUCCUGUACCUUUACCAAACAACUGAAAUCAGGCAGUGAAACAACCAUCCAUAACAAGCUUGAACAAGAAUGCCGACUUUGUUCAGUGUCAGACUGACAGACUGUAAUUAUAUAGUUGUCGGUAUCUGUUAACUCAUGCUAAAUAAAGUAGUUUACAGUCUUUGCCAUGUGCGUUCAGUUUUCUCUUAAACACAGAAUGAGCAGAUGUUUGAAAAGAGGCCAUGACUUCAUAUGCCUUAAAGGAAACAAAGGUUACCGGUGAUAGAAGAUAUUCAACUAUGUUGACACAAACAAGUGUGAACAAAGAAUAAAAAAAUAGAAAGAAUAAACUUUUACUCUUGCAAUUUGCAAAAAAAAUUAUAAUUAAGAAAUCUCAUCAUGCUGGCACUUUGAAAAAGAAAACGGAUGAGGAUCCGUCAUUUUGUUGUUUGUUAUUUUAAAUGUAGGGUCAUUCACCUGGAGAGACUAAUGACUAAUUUGGAAGGAAAUAUGAAGGAAACCAGAAAUGUAUUAAAAUUUAUUUAUUCCAAAUACAAUUGGAUAACAUUAAGAUGCUUCAGCAAAGCGAAUUCUUUAUGAUUGUCUGUUCUAAGAAUUAUUCCCAGACUUGGAAGAAUUAAUUAAAUAUAUUCCCACCCACUUUGCCUGCAGCUCCAGAUGUAUUAGUGAGCCAAGUAAGCAGCUCUGAUGCUUUGCUAAUAAUCACAUCUGUUGCCUCUCUCACUCAUAUACACCAUUUAUUUAGUUCAUAAAUGUGAAAUUACCAAUGAAUAUUUGUGUAAAAACUUGUGCGCAUAUGUGUUUGUGCAUCAAAAAGAAUAAACUGAUAUACAGUAUUUUGGAGUAUUUUUGAUAUGCAAUUCUGGAGAACUGGGUCACGACAUGUUUUCAAUAUACUGUUGGCUCCAGAAGUAUUAAAUGUAAAAACAAAUGAUAUCAUUAGAUGUAAAAUGUAUAACAUAUCAACAGGAUGUGUCAUGUUCACUGGCAGCUAUGAUGAUGUCACUGUUACUUGUCUUAAUUUCCUGUAACCUCCCAGGAAACAGUGUGGGAGUUUAAUGCUGUGGUAAAAUGAGGGUUUAUGAGAAACUUGUUUUUUGUUGUUCCAUGUUCACUUUCAAUAGUAUUGUUAUAUAUAUACAUGCAUGCACUAUAUUUUCAAAAGUAUUGGGUCACCUGGUCAUAAGUAUGUAACGUGAUUUUUGAGCAUUGCAUUCCACAUUUAGUCCCAAUUUGCUCUUAUAAUUCCCUCCACUGUUCUAGGAAGAUGUUGCUCUAGUUUUUAGAGUGUUGUAUGUAGGUGAUGUAGGUGAGGAGGCCUGGGGUGCAGUCAGCGUUCCAAUUCAUCCCAAAGGUGUUCAGUAGGGAUGAGAUCAGAGAUCUAUAGCAGGCUACUCAAGAUCUUCCUCUACAAAGCAUGUAAACCAGAUCUCCAACGAGCUCAGUUUGUGCAAAGGGGAAUCGCCAUGCGGGAAUGGGUUUGGGUUUCCAAGUCCAAAUGAAUGCAAAUUAUUGGGCAUCUAAAGUCAUCUACAUAUUGCAGAACCGGUCAGGUGACCCAAUAAUUCUGCCAAUACAGUGUAUAUUCUUUACUAAUUCACUAUUAUCCCACACCACUGCUGAGUUGUCAUUUCCAAUUCUUCAAAAGGGAUUGAUUAAUUAUUCUUAACAUUCACUCUCCACAGAUCUUCCAGCAGCAAUCAAUGGUGUAUGUAUUAGUAUUCAUUUGCUCAUUUUAAUACAUUAUCUUUUCUAUAUUAACAGCCAUUUGAAAUUGAUUUGGAUAGCAGAUAAUCAACAUAGACUGUGUUAUUUAAUAAAGAAAUAUAUAUAA